Serpula lacrymans var. lacrymans S7.9 is the source of this 666-nucleotide messenger RNA. RefSeq lists its product as uncharacterized. The record is from RefSeq and is a predicted model, not a curated record. Lineage: Eukaryota; Fungi; Basidiomycota; Agaricomycetes; Boletales; Serpulaceae. The transcript has a single exon. The annotation marks the transcript as partial.
AUGGUCACGAUUAGGGAGCUUCCUGAUCAAUAUGCCCACUUCACUUCGUCUCUCCUGCUUCUGGGCACCUUGGACAAGACUCAGCUCAGGGAUGCUUUCCUUGCUGAAGAGGUCAAUCACUGUUGUUGUGCUGAAGUCAAUUCUGCCUUGCAUUCUUCGUCUACCACUGCCAAUAGCACCUGCACCCAUCCUAACUGCCAUCAUUGCAACCAAUCCACCACCUCUACUCGCGUUCAGUGUGAUUUCUGUGGUUUACUUGGUCAUACCCAAGUCAAAUGUCACAGAUACAUUGCUAGUCGCCAACAGGCAGUGGAGGGUGCUAAGAAUUGCUACAAGUGUGGCAAUAAGGCUCAGGCAGGCUCCAGCAACUCUCAGAAUACCUCUCAGCAGCCCAAAUCUUCGCCCAACAAUGCCAAUUCAUCUACUGUGGUCACUGAAUCAGCUGGAAAUGCAAGUCUUCGUUCCAUUCAUCCCUCUGAUCCUCAUUGCCCUCUCCAACUUGAUGCUGACAUUGAUUGGAAUGCAGACACAGGCACUACUUCUCAUAUGACACCUCAUCGUCAUUGGGUGCACCACUAUACCCCAUAUUGUGUGCCAAUCAAGCUGGCUGAUCACACUGUUGUCUAUUCAGCUGGUGUUGGUACUGUGGUGUUUAAUCCUGUGAUG